Molecule: messenger RNA, 3496 nt
Organism: Linum trigynum
Lineage: Eukaryota; Viridiplantae; Streptophyta; Magnoliopsida; Malpighiales; Linaceae
Source: the annotation of a GenBank genome assembly
AAAAAAAAAAAGAAUUCCAAAAGUAGAAUUAGGCAAAAUGAAAACUAGAAAAGAUACGCAAUUUGCAAAGCAAAGAGAAAAAUGACCUCCAGCAUAAGAACCUUACCACUGGUCGACCCGUUGGUUGUCUGCCACUCGUUUUCCUCACCGGAUCCAUGUCAAUUCUGGUCAACCUGCGGAUUGACAACCUUGGUUUCCGCUGAGUUAGUUCUUAUUUUCUUCAAUCUCAAAUUAAAAGCAAAAAGAUAUUUCAUUACUUUAUUCAGAUUUAAUUUUAAUCAUAAAACAGUUACUGCGUACAUGUAUACAGUAAUUGGGACUCAAUUGUUUCAUAUUGCUAAAACAUCUAUCGGUUUGAGGUUUAGUAUCUAGUGUUCGCGAUCCGACCUAGGAUCAAAUUUCUAAAACAUUGGGCUUUCAUCCAAGAUCUUCUAAACCACCGGUCAACUCAUCCAAAUCAUUGAUAAAAAAAAGGUUAUGCGGACUCUCAAAUUACUAAUUAGCUGUCGAGCAAGAGAGGAAGAGGUUAGAUCAAGUGACGAGUUUGAUUUGAAUUUAAGUAUGGAAUAAAAUGAGUCGUUCAUGUUAGCUAGUUAGGUUUAUAUUUCAUUUCCAUUGCUAAUUUGAAAGAAUUAACAUGCCGGCAUUUACAAUCAUGACGAAUAGAGUGAUGCGAGUUGUUCCAAAAUUUUGUUAAGAAAGACAAACUUCAGGCGAAAAAGUUUUGAACCGUCAAAGUUUAGUGACCACUUAAGCAAUGUUCCAAAGAAAUCAUCCAAGGACAAUACUUAAAAACUAAAAAGAGAAACACCAUUGAAAAACAGAGCCUGUGGUGGGAGUGAAAGCUGGAAGAAAUCAGAAAUCAAAUGAGAGCCACCACAGCAUCACUGUUGGUGACUGAUUGAAUCAAUUGGACCCACAUUUUGCUUCCAUGGACGCCCCGCUUGCCCCCAAGUAAAAGCCAGAGUGUAGCACUCUAGCUGCAGACCCACAUUACAGAGAGAGAGAAAGAGAGUUGCGACGAACGACGACCAAGGUGCACAGCCAGAAAGAAAGAGACGACGCAAAGACGGAAACUUUCCCAUUCCCCAUACACCUCUCUCUCUCUCUCUCUCUCUCAAAAGUCGCAUUCCCCUCUUCUCUCCCUCCUCACGAACUCACCAGCCUCUUCUGCUUCCUGGGUACUCACUCUGCUGCAUAGAACCCACAUUCCGCUCCUAAUCAAUCGACCCCACUAAAAAUUCUUUGCUUUGGUUGGCAGUUUCAUUCUGCUUUGUUCCCCCUUUUCACCACCUUGCACCGUCUGUCUCUCACUCCUCUCGGGGUUCCUUUGGUCGGCUGCUCUCCUUCUUGACAAGUUUGACCAUGGCGGCGGGCGCGCGGCGGGAAGUCCUGCUGUGGGUUUUGCUCACAUUUCUGGCAAUGCUGCUGCUUCUUCCUCUUCCUCCCGUCACUGCUGAUUGCCCCUUGGAUUUAAGCGGUUCAAACUUCACAUUGGCAGCCUCAUUGUGUUCCAAGAAAGAAGAUCGAGGGAAGUGUUGCCGCUACAUUAAUGCUUUCAUUGCAGUAUCAGCCUCCCGCUAUGCAAAUGCAACGGGCAACUUAGGGGUCCCCUCCAAUCUAUCAGAUACAUGUGUUGGGUCCAUCACUCAGACCAUGCAACUGUACGGACUUCCACAAAAUGCAACUCUUUUCUGCGGAUUUGGUACUAAAAUCCCGGUUCACUACGAGUGUAUGGAGCGAACUACAGUCGGCGAGAUGCUGCAGUCUCCAGAAUUUGAGAACGUCGUGCAGAACUGUGAGGUGCCAGUUUCAGGGGAAGCCGAUUGCAGGAAAUGCUUGAAUGCGGACAUUGUAUACCUUCAUCAUCUGGUUGGAACGGAUGACAAUGUCACAUUGAGUAUCUGCAGGGAUGCAGCUUUUGUUGCACUCACAAGCCGAGUUGAUGUUGCAACUACUGUUAAUUUUGCACGUUGUUUCUUUCAAGUUGACGGUCUUGUAUCUCCUCUAGUGUCAUCGCCUUCUGGAAACAUCACUGAAACUUCUCCUAGUCCUUCAUCUGCUGCAAGCCCCGACCAAGCUUUGUUAGGAUUACCACAAGAUGGCAACCAUCAUCACCCCUAUCACUUGACAUUGAUUCCUGGAAUCGGGAUCGGAGUUACACUGUUUGCUUUCAUUGUGUUGAUGGUUUUGGUAGUUCUUAUUCGGAAAAAGAGCAAGGAGUUAGAUGAUCCAGACAAUCUAGACAAGGCAUCUUCUAAAGCUUUUUCUGGUUGGACAACACGAAAAUUUCAACAAGGAUCUGCAGCGAUGUUUCGAAAAUUCAGCUACAAGGAAAUAAAGAAGGCAACAGACAACUUUACUACAGUAAUAGGAGAAGGAGGAUUUGGAGUUGUUUACAAAGCUCAAUUUAGUGAUGGGUCAGUGGUGGCAGUGAAGAGGAUGAACAAAGUUUCAGAACAGGGAGAAGAUGAGUUCUGCAAAGAGAUUGAACUUCUUGCUAGAUUGCAUCACCGUCAUCUAGUCGCUCUCAGAGGAUUUUGUGCAGAAAAGCAUGAGAGGUUCCUUGUGUAUGAAUACAUGGCAAAUGGAAGCCUGAAGGAUAAUCUGCACUCUCCUGGAAAAGCUCCUCCAAGUUGGCAGACCAGAAUCCAAAUUGCUAUUGAUGUGGCUAAUGCUCUGGAGUAUCUCCACUUUUACUGUGAUCCACCUCUUUGCCACAGGGACAUCAAGUCCAGCAACAUCUUGUUGGAUGAAAAUUUUGUAGCCAAGGUUGCAGAUUUUGGACUUGCACAUGCUUCAAAAGAUGGUUCAAUAUGCUUCGAACCUGUCAAUACAACUGAUAUCAGGGGAACUCCAGGAUACAUGGAUCCUGAAUAUGUGGUAACUCAAGAGCUCACCGAGAAAAGUGAUGUGUAUAGCUACGGAGUGGUCCUUCUGGAGAUGGUCACGGGAAGACGAGCAAUACAAGACAACAAGAAUCUGGUGGAAUGGUCUCAAAUAUUCAUGGCCUCAGAAUCCAGACUACCCGAAUUAGUUGAUCCACGUAUUAAGGGCUCGUUUGACUUUGACCAACUUCAAACGAUUGUCAGCACUGUGAGAUGGUGCACCCAGAAGGAAGCCACAGCUAGGCCUUCAAUCAAGCAAGUGCUCCGGCUUCUGUAUGAAAGCUCUGACCCCAUGCAUAGUGGGUUUGUUGAGGCACUGGAAGAAGAAGAAUUCGAAGGUAGGGGAAGAACAAAUAGUAAAGGGAAAACAAGUAGAAGUGGUGAUGUGAUUUUCCACAGUGGAGAUGCUAGAUGUCUGGCGUCUUCAUCAAGUACAUCAAGAUCACAUUGUAGCAGAACUUUUCUACUUGAAACCGGCUCUCCACAAUCUCCUCCCAACAUGUACUCCCUCUGACGAUACUUUGUCUACUAUAACUCCCUUUGACACUUAUGUUAAGUCUAGCUUUUUACAUAAUAGUAACCUUGUUAAAUGAAUGAAUCUCCGCUGA